This is a messenger RNA of Pantherophis guttatus, 433 nucleotides long. NCBI's taxonomy places the organism in Eukaryota, Metazoa, Chordata, Lepidosauria, Squamata, Colubridae. The record is from RefSeq and is a predicted model, not a curated record.
UUCCUCCGUGGUUUAUCACUCACCCUUCAAAUCUCUAUGCCUAUGAAAGUAUGGACAUCGAGUUUGAAUGUGCUGUCUCCGGAAAACCAGCCCCUACAGUACAAUGGAUCAAGAAUGGAGAAGUUGUCAUUCCUAGUGAUUAUUUUCAGAUAGUGGGAGGCAGCAAUCUGCGGAUUCUGGGCUUAGUAAAAUCAGAUGAAGGCUUCUACCAGUGUGUAGCUGAAAACGAAGCUGGGAAUGCACAAACCAGUGCACAGCUAAUCAUCCCCGAACCUGCUAUCCCAAGUUCCAGGAUCCUUCCCUCUGCUCCCCGAGACGUGGUCCCUGUCUUGGUCUCCAGCCGAUUUGUCCGUCUCAGCUGGCGCCCACCUGCAGAGGCCAAAGGGAACAUUCAGACUUAUGCAGUCUAUUUUUCCAGAGACAGCAUCAAGAG